Parnassius apollo (apollo) is the source of this 819-nucleotide messenger RNA. NCBI's taxonomy places the organism in Eukaryota, Metazoa, Arthropoda, Insecta, Lepidoptera, Papilionidae. The record is from the annotation of a GenBank genome assembly.
AUGAGGCUGUCACUGCAUAUUGCAGUGGUCCUGCUUGCAGUCUACCACACGUGCAAGGCAGACCGCUCAGAACGAGAUGUCUCGAGCUUCUACAACCAGAACUACGCGGUGCUGGGUGCUCCAAUUGAGGCCAAUCUGAAUGAGGAUGGGUAUUUCUAUCCGAAGCCGAAGAUACCUUUCCCUCCACCGCCACCACCACCACCGCCGUCGAGGCCUCCACCGCCGCCACCCCCGCCACCAACCAGACCACCCCCACCUCCAACAAGGCCUCCACCACCACCAACACCACCUCCAACAAGGCCCCCACCACCACCUACGUACAGCACGCAGAUCGAUAUUAGCAGAACAACGGGCUACGAGUACCCCAUUCCUAAAAAGCCUUUCACUCUUCCGACACGACCACCACCACCUCCCACAACUCCUGGACCUGUAACUUACUUACCGCCAACCACGAGACCACCCUCGACAUACCUUCCGCCACCAACGACAAGACCACCACCACCUCCACCACCUCCAACAACCAGGCCACCUUCAACAUAUCUACCACCCCCAACAACAAAACGACCACCACCUCCUCCACCACCACCGACGACAAGGCCACCACCACCACCUACAACUCGGCCACCCUCAACCUAUUUACCUCCCUUAACAAACAGCAGGCCGCCACCACCCCCACCCCCAACCACACGGCGACCACCACCACCCCCACCUCCAACUACACGGCGACCACCACCACCACCACCCCACCUCCAACAACAAGACGACCACCACCACCACCCCCAACAACGACACGGCGCCCUCCAACUUACUCCACAAUAA